AUGGAGCUGAUGAUCAAGUCGAUCGUCAGCAAUCCCGCAAUCCAGGGAACCCCGUGUUCUGAUCGUCUGCUCUCGGACCGAGACAAUGUUUUCCGGAUGAUGGACGCUUCGGGAAAAUUUCCCUCAGGAAUGGCUUCGGGCAAUCUCGCCGAUCUCGGUAGUUUCGACCAAUGUCUCGCCGGUACAACGAGAGGUAGCCAUUACUGUACGGUGAUUCUUAAACCUCGCAACGCUUCCCUAUUGGACCGUAUGGCGGUUUACAACCGCAGAGUGGACUUCAAUUACGCGUCAUUUCUGGUCGGCGCGUGUGCGCCUGUCGAAUGCGGCAGCGAUCAAAUCCAAGCCGUAUAUCAGUCCGCCUUCAACGAUUGGUUCAACGCCUCUGUGGAUUCCUGUCAAUCCUCAUCCACGCCCUUGAACGUGUUUCAACAAACAUCACUGCUUUUCCUCGGCUGCUGGAUCUUCUUCCUGAUCAUCGGUUUCGUUUUGUUGGGACCAUCCGUCUCGCCCUCGGCUCGUAGGCCCUGCUCCUCGAUAGACGCAUUCAAGGCUCUAGCGACUCUCUGGGUCCUUCUGGGCCAUACCUACGCCAUAGUGGAGCCCCAUAUCGUCGGUCUCUCUCUGCGAUACUACGAGAUGCGCGACGGACUCCUCUUCUGCUUCAUCUCGAACGCCCACGUGUCCGUGGAGAUAUUCUUCUGCAUCACGGGGAUUCUCAUCGCUAAGAAAAGGACGCGUCGUACUCUCUCGGUCGCAAUAAUGGGCAUCUUUGUCCGGUACGUGAGGCUGACCGUUCCAGCCCUCUUGAUAUUGAUAAUUGCUCCCCUGUUCCCAAUCUUCUGUAAUGGUCCCGCCAGUCUGCUCAUAAUGAAACAAAGAUUUCUGAACUGCAUCAGCAAUUGGUGGACGAUUCCCACCCAUACGAAUAAUUUUCGGCCACUGCGGAGCGGGUGCCUACCUCAUCUGUGGUACAUCAGCGCAGAUUUUCAAAUCUUCAUCGUCGUCUGGACUAUACAUUGCUUGGUUGUCAGGAAAAGGUAUCGCAUGGUUCUGCUGGGUCUUAUCGGAGCAGCUUCCAUCGCAUACGUCGCGCUGGAAAGCUUGGUGUUCCAGUAUGCUCCCACUGUUAUGUCGGGAAAAACGAUUGAAGAAGUGUGGCGGGCUUCGACUGAAGUGUACCAGCGACCCUCAUGCCAUCUGGCUUCCGUGGUCGUCGGUUACAUCGCCGGGAGCCUGCACAAUAGUAAGAUGCUUGAUGCCCAAAAGCUGUCUGGGAGACGUGCGGAACUUUACGUGUUCUCGACAACCGCAAUGCUGUACGCCGUCUUGGGUGGUCACCCAUGGAUAAGCCGAUCCUGGGACUAUACGGAACGACCGUUCUAUCCGGCGUUGUACGCCGCGGUGCAUCGACCGCUCGCGGCUCUCUGCAUCGCGACAUUUUACCUAUUGAGGGAGCAUCGACGGAAGUGCAGCAAACGAGAAAACUCAAUCGGUGACGACGGAGUCAACGGAGGUUCCCUCGACUCGGACGAGAGCAGUGAGGAAGAUGUGCGCAUGAAAGGUCACGGAUGUCCAUUCUUCCCCGAGAAAUGUGCGGAUCAUUGCUUCAAGCUCGGCCAGGUGCGGUAUGCCUGCGCAGGAGCUCUUUCGAUGACUUGUGCGUGUUGA
Molecule: messenger RNA, 1668 nt
Organism: Galendromus occidentalis (western predatory mite)
Lineage: Eukaryota; Metazoa; Arthropoda; Arachnida; Mesostigmata; Phytoseiidae
Product: O-acyltransferase like protein
Exons: 9
Coding region: 1-1668 (555 amino acids)
Molecular function (GO): acyltransferase activity, transferring groups other than amino-acyl groups
Source: RefSeq, a predicted model, not a curated record